CCCCCAAAUUCAUUAAAAAAAAAAAAGUAGGGUAAUCCAUUUUCAAUCACAUUGAAAUGUAAAUGAUUUUCGGGCUCUUAAAGUGUCAAGCUUUAACCAAUUGUUGUUUGUUCAACCCCAUUUUCAGUGUGCUCUUAGACCUAUUGAUUCCACUACCCUUUGGUAUUUAUUCAUUGUAUCUUUUGUUAUAUAGUGUUAUUGUUGAAUGGACACAAGAAAACUAAUACCCCUUUUAAGGGCUUGUGUGAAUUCCAAGUCAUUGAAUCAAGGCAAACUAAUCCAUCAAAAAGUUAUAACUUUUGGUUUGCAAAAUGAUGUUUUUUUCUGCAAGAAUUUAAUUAGUCUAUAUGUUUCUUGCCAUAUGUAUGAUUAUGCAAAGCAUGUUUUUGAUGCAGUUGAAAACCCUUGUGAGAUAUCUUUAUGGAAUGGCCUUAUGGCAGGUUACACUAAGAAUUACAUGUAUGUUGAAGCUCUAGAGCUUUUUGAUAAGUUGAUGCAUUAUCCUUAUUUAAAACCUGAUAGUUAUACUUACCCGAGUGUUCUUAAGGCAUGCGGGGGGCUUUGUAGAGUUGUAUUGGGAAAAAUGAUUCAUACGUGUUUGAUGAAAACUGGUUUAAUGGUUGAUAUAGUUGUUGGUAGCUCUCUUGUUGGUAUGUAUGCUAAAUGCAAUGCAUUUGAGUAUGCGGUAAAGAUGUUUGAUGAAAUGCCUGAUAAAGAUGUAGCAUGCUGGAAUACAGUGAUUUCAUGUUAUUACCAAAGCGGAAAGUUUGAAGAAGCUCUACGAUACUUUGGCAUGAUGAGAAGAUUUGGAUUUAUGCCUGAUUCGGUUACGAUUACAACUGCUAUUUCAUCCUGUGCUAGGCUUUUUGAUUUGGAAAGGGGAAGGGAAAUUCAUAAGGAGUUGAUUAAUAGUGGGUUUGAACUGGAUAGUUUUGUUAGCUCUGCACUUGUUGACAUGUAUGGAAAAUGUGGUCAUUUAGAAAUGGCCAUAGAGGUUUUUGAACAAAUGCCGAAAAAGACCGUUGUUGCCUGGAAUUCCAUGAUUACAGGAUAUGGUUUCAAAGGUGACUGCUUUUCAUGCAUUCAACUUUUUAAGAGGAUGUACGACGAAGGAGUCAAGCCAACUUUGACUACUUUGAGCAGUAUAAUAAUGGCUUGUUCACGAUCAGUGCGACUACUAGAAGGAAAGUUUGUUCACGGAUAUAUAAUACGCAACAGAAUACAGCCUGAUAUUUUUAUUAAUAGCUCACUCAUGGAUCUAUACUUCAAAUGUAGAAAAGUUGAAUCAGCUGAAAACAUCUUUAAAUUGAUACCGAAGACAACGGCGGUUUAUUGGAAUGUUAUGAUUUCUGGAUAUGCAACCGAAGGGAGACUUUUUGAAGCCCUUAACCUCUUCAGUGAAAUGAGACAAUCGUAUGCUGAACCAGAUGCUAUUACUUUCACAAGUGUUGUAGCAGCUUGUUCGCAACUAGCGGCACUAGAGAAGGGUAAAGAAAUUCACAAUCUGAUUAUUGAGAAAAAUUUGGGAAAUAAUGAAGUAGUUAUGGGGGCUCUCCUUGAUAUGUAUGCAAAGUGUGGUGCUGUGGAUGAAGCAUUUGGUGUUUUCAAAUGUUUACCAGAAAGAGAUCUGGUGUCUUGGACUUCCAUGAUUACCGCUUACGGGUCUCAUGGUCGGGUCUAUGAAGCUUUGAAGCUUUUUGCUGAAAUGCUUCAGUCCAAUGUGAAACCUGAUAGAGUUACGUUUCUUGCCAUACUGUCUGCUUGUGGCCAUGCUGGGUUGGUUGAUGAUGGAUUCUAUCAUUUCAAUCAAAUGAUCAAUGUUUAUGGUAUCAAACCUAGAGUUGAACAUUAUUCAUGCUUGAUUGCGCUUCUUGGACGUGCUGGAAGAUUACACGAAGCAUAUGAGAUUCUUCAAAGAAACCCUGAAAUCAGGGAUGAUGUUGGGCUGUUGAGUACCUUAUUUUCCGCAUGCCGUUUGCACAGACAUCUUGAUUUAGGGGUUGAAAUUGCAGAAAAACUUAUUGACAAGGAUCCUGACGAUUCGUCGACCUAUAUUAUCUUAUCAAAUAUGUAUGCGUCUUUCGGUAGAUGGGACGAGGUACGAAUGGUGAGAUCAAAGAUGAAAGAGCUUGGAUUGAAGAAGAAUCCAGGGUGUAGUUGGAUUGAGAUUAACCAGAAGAUCGAGCCUUUCUUUGUUGAAGACAAUUCGCACCAUCAUCUAGAAGUGAUUAAUAAGUGCCUUUCAUAUCUCACUAGUCACAUGGAAGAUGAGUGUAAACCAAUUUAUAUAUCAUUUUGAUGUUAAAGGACAGUGUGAUUUUACUAUCUCAAAUUAGCAAACGGCGAAAAGCUUAGCAGAUGGAAAUGAUGAGGAUCUUGAGCCAAUGAUCCUUGGUGCGUGCAACUGAUCUUUAAAUUUAACUUAUCAAAAUCCAACAUGGAUCACAAAAAUCAUAAAGAAACUUGUUUUUUCCUUUGUUUGAUUGGAUAUUUCACCAAGGGUUACCAACACAAUGGAUGAUUGGAGCUAUCAUUCAUAACAUCUGGAAGAAAAUUCACUUUUUGCAUAUGCUCAUUCAUCAUAUAUGGAUUUGGUUUUAAAAGUGCUGGUGCGUCCACGCGUACAAAUAGAUGCACUUAACAUAGAACCUUCUCUCAGUCUAUAUCGUCUAUCAAUCUAUUACACAGAAAUAGGUCGAAUAUUAAACUGGUAGUCGGACACAAUUGCUAAACAGAAGUUUUAACCAAAGCCGUUUAUUCAUACACAUAACAUUAAAUUUGUGGCAAUAUGUACCUAGGUGAGUUAUGCAGCAAGAAAAUGAUCAGUUACUUGAUCAGUAAGGUAUCUGUUCAGUUCCCAAACAAGAGAUGUUGGUGAAUAAUAUAAUAGUUUGUGUGAGAUUAAAGCCUCCAGUGUUGAUAUCCACUUGGAUGAGAAUUGCUGUAGUUAUGAUCCGUAGAUUAAAGUUGAGAAGGAUUAUUAACUGUUGAGUUGGGACUAUGAGUAUCUAUCUAAUCUAUAACAUAUUCAUGUUGCUGCUACAUGAGAAACCUGCUUCUUUGAACUUCAAAGGGCUAACUCACCAGGAGAAACUUGCAUUUUGGAUAAACACUUAUAAUUCCUGUAUGUAUUUCUGUCCCUCAUUUUCUACUUCCCGCCACAGAGCAAAACUUAAAGAAUUUGUUUCAUUGAGGACUCUAUUUUGAAGGUAAUUAUUUGUCUUUAAUACUGUAGGUAUAUUUAGCUUAUCCGAGAAUUAUGAAAUGACCACAGUACUGAUACACAAUGUACAAUUUAUUUUUCUCUAUAUUUGUUUUUCUUGAAAAACAAUUUAUUCAAAGUAGCAGAUAUAUAGCUCUACCUUUGCAA
Messenger RNA from Cicer arietinum (chickpea), 3370 nucleotides. RefSeq names its product pentatricopeptide repeat-containing protein At5g27110. Gene Ontology annotation, biological process: RNA modification. Gene Ontology annotation, molecular function: protein binding; RNA binding. NCBI's taxonomy places the organism in Eukaryota, Viridiplantae, Streptophyta, Magnoliopsida, Fabales, Fabaceae. The record is from RefSeq and is a predicted model, not a curated record.